Messenger RNA from Cladocopium goreaui, 7612 nucleotides. The record is from the annotation of a GenBank genome assembly. NCBI's taxonomy places the organism in Eukaryota, Dinophyceae, Suessiales, Symbiodiniaceae.
GGCGGUGCUGAUCGAAGAUCAGCGACUGGCCAUGGCGACCAUGAUGAUUUUCCAGGUCAUCGUGCUGGUCCUUUGCUCCGCGACCUCAGCAGACCAUGUCAUUCAGAAGCUGAGCUCCGGUCCCGGUUCCUUUCGGCCAUUGUCGAUGGACAAGAAAGACCGAAGGCUGCAGUACGGCUAUGGCAACUACAGUUUCCUGGAGUGUCCGGAGAUGUAUUGCUACCCCAGCGUCUACAUGGAAGAUGGAGAGCUGGACUGGGAGGCCACGAUGAUGGAGGUAACGUACACCUGUGCCACCUAUGAGAAAGGAUGCCCCUGCAAUGAGGAGUGGGAGAUCGAAUGCGAAAGUUACGGCUACAAGACCUGCUACCCCAAGUCGGAGGGUUGCUUCGACCCUUUUGCCGUGACCUGUAACGAUGAGACAGAACAUGUUUGCAAGGACGAAUGGUCCGCCUAUUGUUGGGACAGGGCUUGGGGCAGCUGCCCUGUGACCUGCAGAAGUGACGAAGUGUACUGCUCGUCCUAUACCUAUGAUUCCCAAGGAAACGUGAACUGGACAGCUCCCAUGACCCAGUCCUGCGCCAACGCCACCACCGGUUGCCCCUGUGAUGAGCAGUGGGAGGACAAGUGCACAGACUCCUGGGGAUACAGCUGGUGCAGUCCCAAGACCUACCCGUGCCCCAUCACUUGUGCUGAGGACCAGCAGGUGUGCUACAGCACCGUCUAUCUGGAAACGGGGGAGCCUGAUUGGUCAGCAGCAGGAAACCAGAGCUGUGCGCCUAUGGAAGGCAGCUGCCCUUGCCAUCCGACCUAUGAGGAGAAAUGCAACAGCUCCUGGGGCAGCUACUGCCAAGCCACACAUGGCGGCUAUUCCUGUCCCAUCGAAUGCACGGGGGAUCAGCAUUACUGCUGGAGCACUCCCUACGACGAGUUUGGAAACGUGAAUUAUUCAGCUCCAUGGAAGGAGAGUUGCGCAGCCGCAGAAGUUGGUUGCCCAUGUGAUGCCACCUGGGAGCAGAAAUGCACUGGCCAAGGCUACUCCUGGUGUCAAAGCAAGUUUGACAGUUGCCCCGUGGAUUGCGGCGAUGCGAUCACAUGCUGGCACUACUCGGGGAAUCAGAGCUGUGGCAAGGCGAGUGGCUGCACCUGUGAAGAGGAUGAACUUGCCUGUGAGGAUUCAGCAGGAGUUACCGAGUGCUACGCGAAGGUAUGGUACGGAGACUCCUGCCCCUUGACGUGCAACUACGAAACGGAGAACUGGUGCUACAAUGUAGGAUUCGACUCGCAGGGAUUGAUGACCUGGAGCGAGUAUUGCUAUACAAAGACAGGUCCAGACGAUUGGUCUUGUCCUGUGCUUUGCAACGAGGACACAGCCAAAACAUGCGGAUCUGGUGACUUUGCUGAAUGUGUUGCCUUGACCGACGAAUGCCCAGAGGUUUGCACAUCUGAACAACAGACGUGCUGGGUGGCAAACUAUGACACCUCAGGAAAUUACUUGAGCGGCAAAGACCAAUGUGCGCCCAAGAACGAGGACUGCCCGUGCGGUGACAACACUCAGAAGUGCACCUUUGAUGGAUGGUCGUAUUGUGAGUCAACCUUCUACGGCUGUCCAGUGGUUUGCGCAGCGGACGAGAAGUACUGCUAUCCGAUGUCUUACACGACUGAAGGUCUAUAUGACUGGGAAGCGCCUGUCGAAGAAAGCUGUGCGAAGUUGAAUGCGACAUGUCCAUGUGGUGCAAACGCCCACAUGUGCAAAUGGACAGAUGAUUGGGGCUACGAAGAGGAGUGGUGCUAUCCGAAAACGGAGUCAUGCCCAGUCACCUGCACUUCAGAUCAAAAGAGGUGUUAUGUGACUGACUACAACGCGUCUGGCUAUCCCGAGAAGUACUCUGAACGCUGCGUGUCAGAGGCGAGGUCAUGCCCCUGCGGAACAAAUUCUCAAGAAUGCCACGACCCACUCUUCAACGAGAAUUUCUGCUAUCCCUUGGCAGACUUCUGGUCCAACGAGCCAAUGAAGUGCCCAGUCUAUUGCAAGGACGACCAGGAUUACUGCUACAUUCCCAGCUACGACGCCAAGGGCAACUGGAUCAAAACCACGGAGGAAUGUGUUGCGAAGGGCCAAGCAUGCGAUUGCAGCAAGGGGCAAAAUGCAUUCUCUUGCACUUGGACUGAUCCGCUGUGGGGAUCCUGGACGGAAUGCUUGCCAAAGCACAAUGGAUAUUACCCAUCCGAUUGCGCAGAUGGACAGGUGGCCUGCGACUUGGUUGAAGACUACCUGCCCAAUGGCACCUCCUUGGGUUUGGUGCAACCUUCCGUGAAAUGCGCUGCAAGCCAUGAUCAAUGUCCCUGCGGCAAAGAAGCUUCGCGCUGUCCGAAGGAGGGGUGCAUUUUUAAAGACGAAGGCUGUGCCAAAGAGUGUGCUGCGAAUGAGAAGAAGUGCUGCUUGGCUAAGCUAUGGCUGACCACCUGCCUAGGCUAUGAAGCUGAUUACACUGCAGACGGGGCCUUCAUCAGCGAUCAAGAGAAAUGUGUGCCCAAGGACGACAUUUGCAAGUGCGGCAAGAACACUGAGAAGUGUGCCAACAGCGACUUGUGCUUGCCACUGGAGGAAAAGAAAUUGGUUUGUCCUUGCAAGGUCGCAGAGACCGAGUGUUUGGUGACAGACUUCGACAAGGAUGGCGAGCCCAGUGGCUUUUCCACCCAGUGCGUGACGGAAGGAACGGCCUGUCCCUGUGGAAAGAACACUGUUAGCUGCCCAGAUCCCAACGAUGCCCUGGGAAAGAUCUGUGUCCCCAGCUUCCAGCACAAGAGAUGCCCAGCGCCCUGCGCAGCUGAAGCCCUCCUCGCAGGCAACCAGACUUGCGUUCUCAUCAACCUGGAUGACAAGGGAAACUUCAAGUCUGAGACUAUCAAAUGCAUUGGCGCGAAUGAGACCUGCGGCAUUGGUGACGGAAUGAAGCGCUGCCCCUCUGGCGCCGCGGUGACACAGGACACGAGCUGCGUCAACAUGUAUGCUGCUACCACAAAGACCAGACGACUGAGCACAACUCAGAGUGCCCAGCGGGAGACUUGCAACGCCAUCAUCACCAUGUCCAGCUUGCGAUCGGAUGCCAAGUCCAAAGCAGAGACAGUCCGAGUGAAGAUGAACAGUGUACUGCAAGUCCCAAGUACUUUGAAGACUUCUCUUGCCAUCAAGACUGCCACGACGCAGCGCCGACUCAAUGUUCGACAACUGAGUGGAACGACAUCCACCAUGAUCUUUCACAUCGACAAUCAAGGUGUCGCAAGUUCGGUGACGCCAAGGCAGGUCUGUGAGCAGUUGAAGAAGAUGGUGAAGAGCAGCAGCCCUUCCCUGACCUCAGUCCUAGCCCCAGCGGGAUCCAUGAUGCGGAAAGCACUUGGGAAAGCAAUGGGUUCAAGUUUGGAGGCCGUGAGUGCUGCCGGAGAGAUCAAUGCCCAGGCAUUCCUGGCGGGGGUCAACAUGGACAUCUCCACCACAUCGUUAAAGAGCCGCGCCCAAGUGGCGAUUCAGCAGAGGGAAGAGAAGGCUGGAAUCACCCGACCGCCAAGCUCCACCUCUGCCACCUCUGCUCCAAGUGAUGCUACCACAACCGGGCCUGAGAAUGCCAACACAACUGCCCAAGGUUUCCCCGAUUCGGCCAACAUCCAAUCCUCCUGCAUCUCCAUGGGAUUCCUUCCAGCCGUGCCAGCUGUGCUUGCCAUGGUCUCUUUGAGAUCAUUGCGCUUGGUGCCUGUGCUCAGCCAGGGGCUAAGUGCCAUCAAAAGACCUGAGGACGCUUUUGAACUGCACAUGGCUUUGGCAUUGGUCACGUUUGGUUCAAGUUUUGGCUCAACCGAAGUUCGGUUGAACGUGCAAGGCCAUGCAGACGCUGGCAGCGAUUUUGCUGAUUGCCUGCGGGCAUUUCGCCGUGGCCGACCCUUGGCUUUGACUCGGGUCUCAUCCUGGUCGGAGCGUGAAAACCUCCAACUGGUGCCCAAUAUUCGCCAAGCGAAAGCAGCCAAGGACGCGGCAUCUGCAGCCAGAGCCUCAAUGGCUGGUGGAAAACGGCUAUGGUCUUCGGGAUAUGGUGACGUAGGCUAUGGUCACUUGGUGAUCGACUGGCGUUGGAAUGUCGUUGUUGAUUUCCUGGAUGCAGAUGUUCAUUUGGAUGUUGCAGCACAUUUGUUGAAGCUGGUGAUACCAACUAUUUGCAACCGAAAUGUGUUGACGGUGGUGAAGACGGACCAUAUGGCUACAGCUCUUCUGGUCAAGGUGUUGACGGUGGUGAAGACGGACCAUAUGGCUACAGCUCUUCUGGUCAAGGCGUUGGAAUGUCGAGACUGUGCUGAGAUGUAUUGUUAUACACCGGUGUUCACCGCAACUGGUGAACCAAACUGGGAGGUCGAGGGAACUGCGUCCUGCGCAAGCUACGAAAAGGGAUGCCCCUGCAAUGACCAAUGGCAAGUGCAGUGUGAAAGCUUUGGCUACAAGACCUGCGAGCUGAAGUCGGAAGGCUGCUAUGAUCCCUUUGCAGUGGAAUGCAACGAAGCCACUGAAGUCAAGUGCACGGACGAGUAUUCUUCAUAUUGCUGGGACAAGGAAUGGGGAAGCUGUCCGGUAUAUUGCAAAAGCAAUCAGACCACGUGCUACGCCACCACGUACCUUUCCACAGGAGAAGUGGACUAUGCUGCUCCGGCGACGGAAACGUGCGUGGACCUCGCGGUGGGAUGUACUUGCGAUCAGCAGUGGGAGGAGAAAUGUACGGACUCAUCGGGAUAUUCGUGGUGUACACCAAAGUUUGAAGGCUGCCCGCUUGAAUGCCAAGAAAACGAGCAGGUGUGCUAUACCAUGCAAUACACGGCCAACGGUGAGGUGGAUUUUGCCAAGGCGGUCCAGCAGAGCUGUGUGUCUAUGGACAGCCCCUGCCCAUGCAACACGGAGUUUGAGGAUCAAUGCACCUUGGAAGAUUGGUCUUACUGCCAGCCCAAGAGUCAUGGUUCUUGUCCUCUUUCUUGCACGGCCACUGAGCAUCACUGUUUCACCACACCCUACGAUGCAGAAGGCUUCGUCGACUAUGAAGCUGAAUGGGAGGAGAGCUGUGUGACAGCUGCCGACGGAUGCCCCUGCGAUUCCACCUGGGAGAAGAGAUGCAGCAUGUCAGAUGGAGGCGACGGCAGCUAUUCUUGGUGCACCCUGAAAUCUGAGAGUUGCCCCAUUGAUUGCGGUGAAGUGGUGACAUGCUACCAUCACUCCGGCAACUACAGCUGUGCCACGGAGAGUGGCUGCACCUGCGAAGCAGAUGAGAUGAGUUGCCAGGACGCAGCGGGAAAGAUGGAGUGUUUUGCAAAGGAAUGGUAUGGAGAAAGCUGCCCUUUGGUUUGUGACUAUGAAACGCACAACUACUGCUAUGAAGUAGGAUUCGAUGGACAAGGGAUGAUGAUUUGGACGGAAUACUGCCACUUGAGACCCAGUGCCGAUGAUUGGGAUUGCCCAGUGAUUUGCAAGAGCGACAGCGCCAAGAAAUGCGGAUCCGGAUGGGACGCCUAUUGCAUUGGCAUGAGCGAAGAAUGUCCAGAGGAAUGCACUCCUGAGCAGCAGCUUUGUGUGGUGCCCAACUAUGACACCUCAGGCACGAUGCUAAGCUCGCCCAUUAAAUGUGCCGCCAGUAAUGAAGAAUGUCCGUGUGGUGACAACACUGUGAAGUGCACAUAUGAAGGUUGGUCCUACUGCGAGUCAACGGCCUUUGGCUGUCCCAUCACAUGUGCUGCAGAUGAAAAACUCUGCGAUCCCAUCUCCUACACUGCAGAAGGAGAGUGGGAUUUUACCGCGCAAUCGACCCAGAGCUGCGUCAAGCAGGACCAAACAUGCCCUUGCGGCGCCAACGCCAAGCCGUGCAAGUGGACCGAUGAUUGGGGCUACGAGGAGGAGUACUGUGCCCCACAGAUCGAGAGUUGUCCGGUGACCUGUUCCGAAGGUCAAAAGAGAUGCUAUCGGACCGAUUUCAACUCGUCCGGAUAUCCGGAGUCCGAGUCGGAAUCCUGCGUUCCAGAGGGUCAGUCUUGCCAGUGCGGCACACAUUCCCAAACGUGCUACGACCCAUGGUUUGAGGGUGACGUUUGCUACCCCAUGUGGGACUUCUGGAGCAAUAAGAAGUUCACAUGCCCCGUGGUGUGCGCUGCGAAUGAACAGUACUGCUUCAUUCCCAGCUACGAUGCCAAGGGCAACUGGAUCAGUACAGCGGAGAUGUGCGUGGCGCAGGGACAAAGCUGUGACUGUUCGCAGGGGCAGAACUCCUUCAGCUGCACGUGGAAUGAUCCGGACUUUGGAGCAUUUGUGGAAUGCUUGCCGACCCAUGGCGGCUACUGUCCUUAUUCCAACUGUCCACAGGGUCAGGUGUCCUGCAGCAUGGUGGAGGAUUAUUUACCCAAUGGUACCUCACUUGGAUGGGUCCAACCUGCCGUGAAAUGUGCUGCCAGCCUUGAUCAAUGCCCUUGCGGCAAGGAGGCGGAGCGCUGCCCCAGUCAGGGCUGUCUCUUUAAAGACGAAGGCUGCGCACAAGACUGCGGAAGCCUGGAGAAGAAAUGCUAUUUAAUUGACUACGCAGCGGAUGGAAGCUACAUCAGCGACAGAGAAACUUGUGUGCCCAGCGAUCAACCUUGCCCGUGUGGCAAAAACGCCAACAAGUGUGCCAACACCGACCUGUGCUUACCCCAGAGCGAAUUGGACAUCAUUUGCCCGUGCAAGGCAUCGCAGACCACAUGUCCAGUGGUGAACUACGACAAGGAUGGAAAACUCACGAGCUUCAUGACUCUGCAGUGCGUCAAAGAGGGUGAUGCUUGUCCCUGUGGCAAGAACACUAUCAGUUGCCCAGAUCCCAAUGACGUCACAGCCAGGUUUUGCGUCCCAACGGCCCAGCAUAACACGUGCCCACAGCCCUGCACUGCGGAAGCCAUUGCUGCAGGCAACAAGACCUGUGUGAGGACCAAUUUGGACUCGGAAGGAAACUUCAAGUCUCAAUCGGUCACCUGCAUCGGUGGCAGUCAGCGCUGUGGCACUGGGGAGGGCAUGAAGCUGUGCCCAUCCGGCGCGGUGAUCUCGGUGGGGACGACCUGUAUCGACCUGUAUGGCGCUCCAGCCACGCAGACUCGCAGACUCAGCACGACCACCGCCAAGCGAGAGACAUGCAAUGCCAUCAUCACUAUGUCAUCUUUGCGAAGUGAUGCUAAGAAGAACGUGGAGACCGUGAGGGUGAAGAUCACCAGCGUCCUCCAGGUUUCUUCGGAGCUGCGAACGACGCUGGCCAUCAAGACGACGACGGGCCGUCGUCUGCAAACCGGGACUUCCACCAGCACCAUGAUCUUCGGAAUCGAUAACCAAGGAAUUACCACGACAGUGACUCCAACGGUGGUGUGUGAGCAGUUGAAGAAAAUGGUCAAGAGCAGCAGCCCAUCGCUCACGGACGCCGUUGCUGCAGUCGGAGUCAUGAAUUCACAGGUCGGUGUGAACCUGGAAAUCGCCACCAGCGAAUUGACCAGUCGAAGCAAAGCUGCGGUGGUGCAGAGACAGCAACAGGCUGGAAUCACUGUCCGCACUACCGCUUCCACCAGCCAG